Messenger RNA from Ostertagia ostertagi, 2376 nucleotides. Lineage: Eukaryota; Metazoa; Nematoda; Chromadorea; Rhabditida; Trichostrongylidae. The record is from the annotation of a GenBank genome assembly.
AUUCAAUUCGCGGAAACCGACUACUCCAUCUCAGUGAUCAAGCCUGCUCAUCGAGGACAACUUUCACCUCACAGUGCGGGACAGCUUCAAUGUUCAACGAAGGAACACGCCGACACGUUCAACUGCUCGUUCGCAAUCAACGCCUGUCAGUGCACUCAUGGACUAUAUAAAGCCUCCUGUUCAUGUAGCUCCGGCAGCGUAGCAGACUUGAUGCAACCAUCGCCUUUGCCACUGGUUUCGAAAAACUUUAAGAUCUUUUCAGAAGAUAAGAAAGUGUAUGCCAGAACGAACAUUGGAUCUGCUCUACAACUACAUAUAGUGGCCGAAAACAUGAAAAUAACAGCUCGCCAAUCCAACAGUACCUGUACGAUAGAGGCAAGUGACCUUGUUGGUUGCUACAACUGUAUUGCAGGAGCGGAACUAACUCUCUACUGUCAAUCGAGCGGAACUGAAACAACCGCUAAUAUCGAGUGCCAACGGAAUUUCCCGGUCGCCGCAUUGCGGGGUAUUGGAGGCGCCCUUAACGCUUUUUUAGAGGAAAGAGUUACGCAAGUACACAAGAAGCUAACGAAGGAAGCCAUAAUCUUCCCAAAUUCUCUCAUCAUGUACGAUUAUACCGUUUCAAUCAAAGCCUACGAAAACGAUAAACUCAGGCACAACGGACAUGUAUCCUGCAAAGCUCACCCAAUUUGUGAGACACUCAGAUGUACUUUCUGUUGGAAACGAAUCUACAACUCACAAUGUUGGACUCUCCUUGGAAACCAUGUUCUUCAUAACUUUGCCACUACUCUCCGUCAUACUGAUACCAUGUGCGGAACUGUCGCAAUUUGCAAACUCCACCGAAAAUCGCCGAACCUACGAAGAUACACCUCUCGUCGACGAAAACUCAGGACUCGCAAGUCACUUCUUCACCUAUCCAAAGGAUGCUCACAAGUCGUCUCUAUGAAUGCUCACGAAGAGAUCUGUAUCAUAUCGAAUGAUAUCGAAACUUGCACUUUCAACGAAGCAAUGGUCGUCACGCUACAGCCCCUGCAACAGGAAACCUGCAUCGCUCUGAAAGAUCAUGAAAGCCAACCUAUCGGCGUAAUCUCAGUGAAAAUCAACGGUAUUCUGUUCCAGUGCAGAAGAAAUGUGGAAUUUUUCACACGAGAUCAUCAACUUGUAUCCGAAUCUGUGCACAGAUGCUACUCGGCAGGAACAUGCGAUAGAAGUACGUGUGAGAAUAUGUCACCAACCGAGAAAAGCAAAGAAUUUUCAUUCGAGGCGAAUAAUAACCCUGGAUACACUUUUUGCACACCAAGCUGCGGAUGUCUAACAUGCGACGGCUGCUUUCUUUCCGACCACUUCGACGAUCUAUACAAUAUUUACAUGCCCAAGCUGGGAAAUUGUUGUCACAUUGGAAGCAACGCUCCGGCAAAAAGAUUCGACCGUAUCAACUACAAUUCAACUUCACCCAGGUCAAAUUUCCGCUUGGAACAAUCUCAAGUUCAGUCUCAUAGGGACAGUCGUCCCCCAACUACCAAUAUUGUCGUCGACAUUCGCGGAAACCGACUACUCCAUCUCAUGCGGGACAGCUUCAAGUGUUCAACGAAGGAACACGCCGACACGUUUAACUGCUCGUUCGCAAUCAACGCCUGUCAGUGCACUCAUGGACUAUAUAAAGCCUCCUGUUCAUGUAGCUCCGGCAGCGUAGCAGACUUGAUGCAACCAUCGCCUUUGCCACUGGUUUCGAAAAACUUUAAGAUCUUUUCAGAAGAUAAGAAAGUGUAUGCCAGAACGAACAUUGGAUCUGCUCUACAACUACAUAUAGUGGCCGAAAACAUGAAAAUAACAGCUCGCCAAUCCAACAGUACCUGUACGAUAGAGGCAAGUGACCUUGUUGGUUGCUACAACUGUAUUGCAGGAGCGGAACUAACUCUCUACUGUCAAUCGAGCGGAACUGAAACAACCGCUAAUAUCGAGUGCCCUUCUCAAACACAAAUGGCGCUUUGCACUUCAUCGGGAUACCUCAACAUUCUCAAAUUCCACUUCGACACUUCAUCUGUCUCCAUGAUUUGCAAUGCUUCCUGUCCCGGAGGAACUGUUUCCUUGGCAGUGAAGGGAGUACUUCUCUACGUUGACGACGACCUCAUCAGAGACAACUUGCAAUCGGAGGCAAAGACAAGAGAUCUUCCAAGAGAUACCACAUUUUUGAGUCAAAUACCUAACAAGUUCAAAGAAUUUGUCGGUAAAAUUCCAGAUCUGCUUCCAAUUAACUUCCUUACAAAAGCUAUACUUUCCUUUCUAUUGACUGUGCUUGUGAUGAUUAUGAUAAUCCGAUGUAUUAGUCGCUCUCUCAUGCUCGCUAUGACUCCAAAAUUUUCCAAGAAGCAUCAU